Messenger RNA from Lizanozyma spartinae, 1311 nucleotides. RefSeq lists its product as uncharacterized. The coding region runs from base 1 to 1311 and encodes 436 amino acids. The transcript has a single exon. Gene Ontology annotation, biological process: N-glycan processing. Gene Ontology annotation, cellular component: glucosidase II complex. The record is from RefSeq and is a predicted model, not a curated record. NCBI's taxonomy places the organism in Eukaryota, Fungi, Ascomycota, Pichiomycetes, Serinales, Debaryomycetaceae.
AUGAAGUAUACUCUAGUAGUGUUAGCUGCUAUCACUGGUGUAUGUGCCAAUGUCAUUGGUGCUCCUCCUGCUGACCAACACUUGUAUGUUCCGUUGGAAGACGGCAAGUGGAGAUGUUUAGGUAACCCUGACGUGGUGAUUGACUAUGGUCAGAUCAAUGACGACCAAUGCGAUUGUCCUGAUGGAUCAGAUGAACCAGGAACCAAUGCCUGCAGCCGCAGUGGUAACGGCGGCACCAGUGCCGACUUGUUCUAUUGUCAUAAUGAAGGCCAUUUCCCCGGGUUCAUUGAACGGUUCAAAUUGAAUGAUGGUGUUUGUGAUUACGACAAGUGUUGCGAUGGAAGUGACGAGUAUAAAAGCGGAGCAUGCCCCAAUAAAUGUAAGGAAAUACACCAACAAUUUGUUUCUUUCUCCAAGCGUCUCAGGAGGGAUUCUGCUGUGGCGUUGGUUCAACGAGAUCGUCUUAUCAAGGAGGCUCGUGCUAUUAGGGAAAAGCUUGAACACAAGAUUGACAAGUUGAAGCACCACCAGAAGGUUAAUGGUGAUGGUGAUAAUGGUGAAGCUAAAGACACUAAUGAUGAUAAUGGUGAUGGUGUCCGUGACGACGUAAUGAACAAGAUUGUGAGAUCUGUUGAUGCUGUUGAAGCCAAGAUAGCCCUCUUAGAAUCAAUCAUGACCAAAAUGAUGGACAAUUACAACCCCAAUUUCAAUGACGGAGCCGUCAAAGAAGCCAUAAAGGACUUUCAAAACUACAUGUCAGAACAAUAUAAUGAUGAUGAUGAUGAUGAUGACGAAUCUUCAUCACAGCUUAGUAAAUUGUUACAAUCAUUAAAAUUAUCACCAUCUUCAUCAUCUUCAAAGGUAAAUGAGGCCAAUGAGGUCAAUAAACAGAUUAAACAGUAUCAAACGGAUAUUGAUAUCUUCACUCAAGAACUAAACAGAUACUAUGGAAAAGAUGACAUCUACAGAGCCUUAAAUGAUAUUAAAAUCUCUACUGAUUACGGUGAUUAUAAGUAUAAAAUUGCUCUAUUAGAUUCUAUUCACCAAGAUAAAGUCUUGGUAGGUAAGUUUGCCAACUUUGAUGAACAUGACGAGUCCAUCUUAUACUACACCAAUGGUUCAAAGUGCUGGAAUGGCCCACACAGAUCUGCUAGAAUCAUUCUUGUCUGUGGGAAGACUCAUGAGAUCAUUUCCAUUAGUGAACCGGAGAAAUGUGAAUACACAAUUGAAAUGACUAGUCCAAUUGCUUGUCAUGAACUCACAGAAGAAGAUAUCAUCAACAGAUUUAAAGUAGACUUCAGUCAGCUUUAA